CGAAGUCCAUUAGGGCUCAGAAUCAUCUGUCACACUGUCCGGGCCAUGGAUAAGUAGAGCUCCGGUCGCUUAGCAAAGAGCAGCGGCAUUAUCACACGGGACCUUGUAGCUUGAAGCCUUGCAAUUUUCCUGCUUUACACCUUUGAUUUCAUCACAUCGCUCCAACAGGCCAAACGUGACUUUGAACACCACACAUCAUGGAUCAACUACCAGCAUUCGGACGCUCCAUCUUCCCGGCAUUGAUGCCGACGAUGAAGGCAUAUUCUGUUCUCCACGAAAAGAACAGAAGCAAUAUCGAGUCGACACCGCGAGAAGAGUUCAAGUAUGGAUCUGACCCGCGUCAGAAGCUUGACUUUUACACACCAAAGCAAGUUUCAGACGAUACGCCCAUCCUGGUCUUUGUCUAUGGAGGUGGCCUGUCUAGAGGUGAUAAGCGUAUGCCUAGUCCACCAACAGCCGAAGGAUUGGUCUAUGCAAACAUCGGACACUACUUCUCAUCCAGAGGCUUCAUCACUGUAAUUCCCGACUACAGACGUACAGGCGACGGCGGCGUCUUCCCGUCCGGCGGUCAAGAUGUAGCAGGUGCCCUCGAAUGGGUCAAGAACCGCUUCAGUACGGGCAACCAUAAGCUAUGGAUCAUGGGCAACUCUGCUGGUGCGGUUCACUCCGCAACCUGGCUACUCGAGCCCUCACUCGCCGAAUCAAGAAAGUCGGUCCAGAGUGGCUCUGUGGUCAUCCAGGGCGUCGUGUUGGUGUCUAUACCCGCACACUUCCAACAAGCGGGUGAGGACCGCUCCGAAGUGCUUACUGCAUACUACAAAGACAAAGUUGAACAGGACUGUGCUCUUGGACUUGUUUCAAGGGCCGAAACACCCAUCACGAGAGUGUUGGCUGUACUCGGAACCUUGGACCCAGAAGACGAGAUUAUCGAGCCCAGCAACGACUUUGUCAAGAAGUGGAAAGAGAGAUUCGGACAGGACAAGCUGACAGAGGUGCUAUUGGAGGGCCACAAUCACUUUAGCACCGUCAUCGCUUUGGGCACCGGAAUCGAGCGGGAAGAGUCGUUGGGUACUGAGGUUCUCAAAUGGAUGGGCCAGGCUUGAAACCUACAAUCGAGAAGAGAUACAAUUAUUGCAUGCUUUGUGUCAUCACCAUGGUUUUCGUCUUUCCCAUUGGCUUUUGAAGAAUUUGGAAUGUGAUGGGAGUGAUGCUCCGAGGAAGCGUUCGGUGACCACAAAGGUAUCUCGGAUUUAGGGGUUAACGGCGAUGACGACAGGUGACGUUGAUCAGAAACCCAAACAGCAACCAUAUAUCAACACAAACCACUGCCC
Molecule: messenger RNA, 1331 nt
Organism: Aureobasidium pullulans EXF-150
Lineage: Eukaryota; Fungi; Ascomycota; Dothideomycetes; Dothideales; Saccotheciaceae
Product: alpha/beta-hydrolase
Exons: 2
Coding region: 198-1103 (301 amino acids)
Source: RefSeq, a predicted model, not a curated record